Molecule: messenger RNA, 2240 nt
Organism: Musa acuminata AAA Group (dessert banana)
Lineage: Eukaryota; Viridiplantae; Streptophyta; Magnoliopsida; Zingiberales; Musaceae
Product: receptor-like protein kinase 5
Exons: 2
Coding region: 157-1764 (535 amino acids)
Biological process (GO): protein phosphorylation
Molecular function (GO): ATP binding; protein kinase activity; protein binding
Source: RefSeq, a predicted model, not a curated record
CUCAGUUAUAUCGACCUCUCGUCCAACCAGCUCUCCGGCGAGAUUCCGGUGGCGCUACAGACCGAGGCAUGAUCCUUAUUUGAAUCUAACUUUUAUGGAUUCUUGGAUGUAGGGGGACUGACUUAGGGAAGAUGUUGGCGUCAACCAAUUCUUGUCAUGAACGAUAACGCCUUCUCCGGCACGCUUCCCCACAAACUCCCACCGAAGCUUUCGUGGUUAGAAAUCGUAGACAAUCGAUUCACCGGCAAAAUUCCCUCCUCCGCUCCCAGCUUGGUGGUGUUCUUGGCCAGCAACAACAUGUUCUCCGGCGAGCUCCCCUCCAACCUAGCUGGACUUUCAACACUCCAACUCUUAAAUCUGGGAAACAAUAUGAUCUCCGGAAGAAUUCCGGAGGAUAUUUCAUUGCUGAAGUCACUCGCCGAGCUCAAUCUACGCCAAAACCAGCUAACAGGAGAGAUUCCGACGUCGAUCGGGUCGCUGAAGCAACUGAUAUCGAUGGAUCUAUCGGGCAACGAGCUCUCCGGCUCAAUCCCAUCAGAGAUGGGUAAUCUGAAGCUCAGUUAUAUCGACCUCUCGUCCAACCAGCUCUCCGGCGAGAUUCCGGUGGCGCUACAGACCGAGGCAUUCGACCAAAGCUUCCUCUCCAACCCAGGACUUUGCGCCUCCAAUUCUCUUCUCAGCGUCCCCACCUGCGCGACCAGGGAUCACAACUUACUCUCUCGCCUUGGCCUUCGCAUCCUCUUGCUCGCUCUGGGCGCGCUUGUGUUCUUGACCGCGGCGACGCUGUUCUCCAUCUGCGUGAUCGGGAAGAACAGGAAGAGGAGGCAUCUCGCCGCAUGGACGCUGACCCCUUUCCACUCGUUGGACUUCACGAAAUCCGACAUCGUAAAUGGAAUCAAGGAGGAGAAUCUCAUCGGCGUGGGCGGCGCUGGUAAGGUCUACAGGGUCACUCUGGGAAACCGGGCCAGCGAGAUCGUGGCCGCCAAGAAGAUUUGGAACGGCGGGAAUCUGGACGGCAGGCUAGAGAAGCAAUUCCAGGCAGAGCUGCAGAUCUUGGGAUCCAUCAGGCACAAGAACAUCAUCAAGCUGCUCUGCUGUUGCUCCAGCCUCGACUCCAACCUGCUGGUGUACGAGUACAUGGAGAACGGGAGCUUGCACAAGUGGCUGCACAAGAAACACAUGGCGGCCGGCGGAUCACCGCACGAGACGCCACUGGAUUGGCCAAGGAGGCUGGAGAUCGCCAUCGGGUCGGCCCGAGGGUUGUGCUACAUGCACCACGAUUGCUCGCCGCCCAUCAUACAUCGAGACGUGAAGUCGAGCAACAUCUUGUUGGACUCGGAAUUCAACGUUAAGAUCGCCGACUUCGGGUUGGCGCGGAUGGUGGCUAAGCCCGGUGAGCCCGAUACGGCAUCCGUCGUCGCCGGGUCGCAUGGCUACAUUGCUCCAGAGUGCGGGUACAGCAGAAGGUUGUACGAGAAAGUGGACGUGUACAGCUUCGGGGUGGUUCUUCUGGAGCUGACAACGGGAAGGGAGGCAUACGACGGCGGUGACGAUCAGUGUAACCUGGCAGAAUGGUCCCGGCGACACCUUCAAGAAGGUGGAGAACCAGGCGAUGCCAUCGACCCGGAGCUACGAGGCUCAUCGCACGUAGACGACAUGGCGACGGUGUUCGAGUUGGGCGUCCUCUGCACGGAGACUUCGCCUUCGCAAAGGCCUUCGAUGAAGGAAGUGUCUCGAUUCCUGGUGCGAUGCAAGAGGGCCUGAAACGAAGCCCUGUGGAGUGGCUCAACUUCCCAAAGCGAAGGAAGGUGGCUUUCCAAACAUUUGAGCAGUGACUGAUGUCCACUGCAGCUGCAUGAUUGAUCGACAACCAAAUGACAUAGAACAUGAUUUUUCUCAUCAUCGUCGCAAGAAGCAGUUCUGUUUGUUAGAAGAUCAAAUUAGGAAACAGAACAUAGCCAAGCAUGCAUCAAAGUGUAGAAGAACACCUCUGUUACAGAGAAAUACUGGCACAGCAUCAGCUGCAGACUGGAGACCAAUCCACAAGAUUUGUGAAGGGAUCAGAUCUCCUCUUAUUUGCCAAUAGUGAAGAGACGAUAGCAAAAAGGAUACAAACAUAUGGCGGCAGCGGUGGAAACAGCAACCUCUGUAAAUAAAUUCUCGCUUUUUCUUUCCUUCUGCGAGAUUGACUACCAUCUUGUUUCCGCAACAUUAAAUUAACAAGUCCUUCAUAAAAACAA